This is a messenger RNA of Octodon degus (degu), 984 nucleotides long. It is a transcript of the gene Klf14, whose product is annotated as Kruppel like factor 14. Lineage: Eukaryota; Metazoa; Chordata; Mammalia; Rodentia; Octodontidae. The coding region runs from base 1 to 984 and encodes 327 amino acids. The transcript has a single exon. Gene Ontology annotation, molecular function: DNA-binding transcription factor activity, RNA polymerase II-specific; RNA polymerase II cis-regulatory region sequence-specific DNA binding. The record is from RefSeq and is a predicted model, not a curated record. Gene Ontology annotation, biological process: regulation of transcription by RNA polymerase II.
AUGUCGGCCGCCGUGGCGUGCCUGGACUACUUCGCCGCGGAGUGCCUGGUGUCCAUGUCCGCGGGCGCCGUGGUUCACCACCGCCCGCCGGACCCCGAGGGCGCGGGCGGAGCCGCCGGCUCGGAGGUGGGUGCGACGCCUCCGGAGCCUGCUCUGCCGGGUCGGGGACCACCGGGGCCCGCGCGGGUCCCCCAGCUCCUGCAGGUCCCCGCCUCCAGCUCCGGCGCGGGCUGCGCCGCGCCCCACCUGCUGGCUGCAAGCGUCUUGGCUGAUUUGCGCGGCAGCGCUGAGGAGCGCUAUGGGGCGAAUUCGAGGGAAGUUCUGCGCGCCGCGUCUGGCUCCUCCGGCCCGGCCCGGGGCUCGGGGCGGUCCCGACGCCUCAAGCCCGACCCAGCCUCCAGCACAGAAGCGGUCCCAGGACCCUCGGGCUCAUUUGGCGCGCCCGCCCUCCCAAGCGUGCCAGCGGUCUCGGCCGUGCCCGCCGUCGCCUGUGGGGUGUCCGGCAGGGCCCCAAGGCCCAGCGCCACCCCGGCAGCCGGUCAGAUGCCCCGGAGGAGGCCGGCAAAACCUUCUGCCAAGCGCCACCAGUGCCCCUUCCCGGGCUGCACCAAAGCUUACUACAAGUCAUCGCACCUCAAGUCCCACCAGCGUACCCACACGGGUGAGCGCCCCUUUUCCUGUGACUGGCUCGACUGCGACAAGAAGUUUACGCGUUCUGACGAGCUGGCCCGCCACUACAGGACCCACACGGGUGAAAAGCGCUUCUCCUGCCCCCUCUGCCCCAAGCAGUUCUCCCGGAGCGACCACUUGACCAAGCACGCUCGCCGCCAUCCGACUUAUCAUCCAGACAUGAUAGAGUACCGGGGACGUCGUCGCGCACCCCACAUCAAUCCAGAACCUACCAGUGCGGCGGAAAGUUCUGGCUCUGGCUCCGGCUCUGGCUCUGGCUCUGGCCAGACGCCCAACCUCAAGACCUACUUGUAG